Messenger RNA from Syngnathoides biaculeatus (alligator pipefish), 753 nucleotides. It is a transcript of the gene ppil3, whose product is annotated as peptidylprolyl isomerase (cyclophilin)-like 3. Gene Ontology annotation, biological process: protein peptidyl-prolyl isomerization; protein folding. Gene Ontology annotation, cellular component: catalytic step 2 spliceosome. Gene Ontology annotation, molecular function: peptidyl-prolyl cis-trans isomerase activity. The record is from RefSeq and is a predicted model, not a curated record. Lineage: Eukaryota; Metazoa; Chordata; Actinopteri; Syngnathiformes; Syngnathidae. The coding region runs from base 63 to 638 and encodes 191 amino acids. The transcript has 6 exons.
ACAAAUAUUAAAAAUACAAAACAUUAACUAUGCGUUCCAUCUUUUGCAGUUUGUAACCGCGAAUGUCCCCGGAAUUAGUCAUCCGAGUAGAUGUAUUCACACGGACCUUUUUGGGCGACACACCCCCUCUGUCGCCAAUCGCAAUAUUUAAAAUGGCUGUUACUCUUCACACCGAUUUAGGGGACAUAAAAAUUGAAAUAUUCUGUGAACGCGCUCCGAAAGCUUGCGAGAACUUUCUCGCCCUGUGCGCCAGCGGCUUCUACAAAGGGUGUAUCUUCCACCGAAACAUUAAAGGCUUCAUGGUGCAAACUGGGGACCCAACAGGCACCGGCAAAGGAGGAACUAGCAUAUGGGGCCGUAAGUUUGAAGAUGAGUUCAGUGAACAUUUAAAACAUAAUGUUAGAGGAGUGGUCUCCAUGGCAAAUAAUGGUCCAAACACCAAUGGCUCCCAGUUUUUCUUCACGUACGCCAAGCAGCCUCAUCUGGACAUGAAAUAUACUGUGUUUGGAAAGAUUAUUGAUGGCUUAGAAGCGCUGGAUGAGCUGGAGAAACUCCCCGUGCAUGAAAAAACUUUCCGACCGUUGACUGAAACUCGCAUUAAGGAUGUAACCAUUCAUGCCAACCCCUUUGCUGGGUAGAAAACUUCACAUUUUGCCCAAAAAAACUGUUUUCAACGUAUUCUUAUGGGAAAAGUUUCCAGAUGAAUGAUUUUAUUUUUUUUUUGUAGUAAAUAAAAUGUGAUCAAAUGUAUAA